AAGAAAACAAUAACAACAUCACGUGUUCGCAGCGCAGCGUCGGUGAGACGUACUUAACUUUUAACAAUAUAUUUAAACACAGCGCAGGAGUCUCACAUUAACAACACACACAGACACACACACACACAUGUAGAAAUCUAUAAGAAAGCGUGUAAAUGUGUCGAGCUCUUACUCGAAGCGCUUGAUGAUAUUAAAUGCCGGAUUUCCAGGGGAUUUCCACUCAACAGCGGAUGGGUUUCGCUUUCGGUUCCAGACGCUUUGUGCUUCAGAAGAUCUCUGGAGGUCUGUAGAGAUGGAGGAGAAGCACAAGCAGUCGGUGCUGAUCUCUCUGCUGAGGCAGGAUCAAGUCCAGCUGUGGACGGAGCCCUUCAUCUCUGACCAGCAGAGCAUCCGGGAGCUGGCUCAGAAAUACGUGUCAUCCACUGAGUUUACAUUAGAGGAGGUGAUAUCGACUCUGGAGAGCAUCAGAGCAGACACCAGCAGGAAAGAUGAAGGGAAUAAACAGUUUAAAGAGACCGCAGUGGCCUCGCUGGAGCUCCACCUGCCCAGAACAGCAGAGAUUAAGAAAAGGAAAGUUCUUUUAAAAACCAAACUGGACAUCACCACGCAAGAGCUGAAGAAACUGAUCGGUGAGGAGUAUGGAUUCAAACACUUUAAUCUGAUUUUGAUGGGAAAAACACUGUCUCCAGGAAAGAGGCUUGAUGAACAGAACGUGAAGAACAACAGUAAGAUCAUGGUGCUGGUCGUGUCCUCGGAGCAGGAGAAGACUGAAAUGCUGAAGAAAGAGGAGAAGAAGCGCCAGCAGGAUGAAGGAUUGCAGAGAACGCAGAAGGGUUUCCAGAUCCUGUCGGAGAGAGACGGGAGUGAAGAUCCAGCCACCACCCCAUUUUUAGAGGUCGCCGAUCAGAAAGGAAAUCCACUGCAGAUCCCUGACAGCGAGAGGAAGGCUCUGAUCCUGGCGAUGGGUUUCCAUGAGAAAGGUCGAGCUCUGAUGAAGAAGAGGAACCACAGCGCUGCUCUGUCUCACCUGCUGCAGGCCGACGAGCAGUUCAAUAAGUGUAACUCGGCGCUGCUGAGGACGGUGGAUAACUACGCUGUUCUGCAGCUGGAUGUGGUUUGGUGUUAUCAGGCUCUGCAGCAGCUCGAUUGUCUGAACGAUGCCAGACAGCGUCUGGAACGAGCCGAGGAGUGCUUCAAGAGAUGCUACGGAGAGCAGCAGAGCCGUCUGCAGCAGAUCAAGGGUCACACCGGAGGAGAGGACGUUCUCUUUCUGAGGCUCUAUCUGCUCCAGAGUCUGCUGGCCUACCAUGAUGGCAACAAGAACCAAGCGUUAAACAAGCUCAGAAACGUGGAGGAGCUGCUCGGUCAGCUGUUUCUGGACCCUGCGAAGAUGCUCCGGCUGAUGACUCUGGGUUUCUCGGAGCAGGAGGCGCGUCUGGGUCUGAGAGCCUGUCGAGGAGACAUGGAGGAGGCAGAGCGGCUCAUCUCGCAGAGGAAGAAGGAGAAGAAGGAGCUGAAGGAGCGCGAGCGGGAGAAGAGGAGACGCCGUCUGCAGGACAUCAGCACACUGGUAGAGCUGGGCUUCAGUAAGACAGAGGCCGCCAGAGCCCUCCAUCAGACCAGAGGAGACGUGGACAAGGCCUACACGGUUCUGCUGGAUGGUGCUGAAGCUCAGAGUUCAGACAGACAGACUAAGCUGGAUCAGCUGCUGGAGCUGGGCUUUCAGAAGGACAUGGCCGACUCUGCGCUGAGCAUCAUGGGAGAGGAUCUGGCUCAGGCCACUCAGAUGCUGCUGGAUAACCAGGGUGUGGUUCCUCCGGACCUCCUGUCUCCAUCACCUCCAUCCUCCUCCUCAGAGGAGCCCAGCACCUCCUCCGACUCCACCGGUGAGGCCUCCAUCCGCUCACGUGAUCAAUAAAAACAGACUAAUAUGUGACCCUGGAGCACAAAACCAGUCAUAAGGGUCAAUUUUUUUAAAUUGAGAUUUAUG
Sinocyclocheilus anshuiensis is the source of this 1990-nucleotide messenger RNA. Its product is annotated as NEDD8 ultimate buster 1-like. Lineage: Eukaryota; Metazoa; Chordata; Actinopteri; Cypriniformes; Cyprinidae. Gene Ontology annotation, molecular function: protein binding. Gene Ontology annotation, biological process: regulation of ubiquitin-dependent protein catabolic process. The transcript has 13 exons. The coding region runs from base 185 to 1918 and encodes 577 amino acids. The record is from RefSeq and is a predicted model, not a curated record.